This is a messenger RNA of Phycomyces blakesleeanus NRRL 1555(-), 576 nucleotides long. RefSeq lists its product as hypothetical. The record is from RefSeq and is a predicted model, not a curated record. Bases 1 to 576 code for a protein of 191 amino acids. Lineage: Eukaryota; Fungi; Mucoromycota; Mucoromycetes; Mucorales; Phycomycetaceae. The transcript is spliced from 3 exons.
AUGUUCGUACGUCCAAUGCCUUGUACAAAUGACAUGACUAGCGUCAUCUCCCCACUUCCUAUCAAAGCUUGUCUAGCAAUAUCAUUCGAAUAUCCUUUAUCGUGCUCUGAACCAUCAAAUGAAGAAGCAGCGCAUGCCGAGUUGUUUUCCAUUAUGGCCCAGCACAAUUACAGUUACCAACGAAAUAACUGCAUGACUUCUCCUGUUUCUCGCACCAUCAAUCCUAUGCCCAAUGACACCUUGUUUUGUACUGUCCAUGCGGCUACAAUAGCAACUGUGCGCGCCGUGACUGCUGCUCAUCGAGGACAAGAUUGUGUUGCCCCAGAGCGAGGCUUUGUCUUGCCAGCUGAUACUUGUGUACCCAUGGGAAAGACACGUUCUUACAGUACAAAUUCUGGAGAGAUGGCCACUCGCCUUUUAUGCUCCAUCCUUUUCUCCCUCAUUUCGCCCCAAUAUAUUGACUCAUAUCAUGUUUUGGAUGGCAUGCUUGCCGCGGCUUGGAAGACAUACUGGAGAGCAAUUCUUGAUGAUGUGGCUUUUGUUCCUACCAAUUUAGUUGCUUCCGUGAACACAUAG